Messenger RNA from Dicentrarchus labrax (European seabass), 2133 nucleotides. It is a transcript of the gene b9d2, whose product is annotated as B9 domain containing 2. The transcript has a single exon. Gene Ontology annotation, cellular component: MKS complex. The record is from RefSeq and is a predicted model, not a curated record. Lineage: Eukaryota; Metazoa; Chordata; Actinopteri; Moronidae. Gene Ontology annotation, biological process: cilium assembly. Bases 1456 to 1983 code for a protein of 175 amino acids.
GAAAACUUGCUUUGAAUUUUAAGUAUCUCUCAAUAAUGGUAAAUAGUCAUGACUUAAUAAGCAACAAUAAAAGUUCAAAGUUGAAAAAAAAAAAAUCAUCACAGGCAGUUAAACACCAACGAAAUAGCUAAUCUGCAUCAUCAGGACUGUGUGGGUGUGCGAUAUUAUUGACAGUGGUCUGGCAACACAAGCAAUCAACCCCAUAAUUACGUAGCUAAAAGGCUGAUGACAUACUCUGCACUGAGUUAAGUGUUUAUACAGUACUGCACUCUGUUUUCAGUACAGCUUGUAGGCAAGUCAGGCCUGUAAAAUACUGACAAUCUUCAUGCCAUUGAGAAUCUAGCUGUAUACAUUAUGAAGACAGAAGUAUUAGAACACCGUAUGCGUUUACCUAAACACAGGCUUUUUAUUACUGAAGACAUAUUGAUAUGCCACAGUAGGAAAAGCUGACGUGUUAAUAAUAAAAUGAACAAUGGCUGAAUUCUAUUUAGCUGCUUCAGUUUUAGGAUCCAGGUGUUGUGCAUGCUGGUUCACUGUCAUGGCUUACUGGACUUACUAAACAUACACUAAAUAAUAUGGAUAUGUUUUGAUCACAUUAGUUCAUUUUCUACUACAAAAAGAAUACUGGUUGGAGUUGGAAAGCACUACAUCCGUGUGGUGGCGCUGUGUCACAGUGUACUUUAAACCUACUUUUUGUUUAAAUCCAGACAAACCAACAACUUAACAACUUAAUUCAGUCUUCUUCACUGGUUGAUUAUAAGAGAUUAACAUGUAGUAUGUAUUUUGUCUCCUGUCCACAAAUGUUUUUUUAUAAACAAUGCCAGAUAUAGUCCUGCACAGUUCUCACAAAACAUCUCGACCAAUCAAAUUUCCUAUUUUUCCAAGCAUUGUGUUGGAAAACCCCCCAAAAAAUGUGUGUGUGUGUGUGUGUGGGGGUGUGUGUGUGUGUGUGUUUAAAGGCAUUUAAAUAGUAAAUUAAAUUGUCUAUUUUCUGAUUUACACUGGUGCCGGUAAUGAACCAAUAAGCUUUAUACCAACCAGUGUAAAACAAACAGAAGAAGAAGAAGACUGCACUACCUCAUGGAAAGUACAUAAUCGAUUCAUUAAUUAUUUAAAAAUGACAAAAAUAAUAGAGAGAAUUUAGUAUUUUUAGUUUGUUUGUUUGUUUGUUUUGCCACCGCACCACACUCCAGUCCAGCAGGUGGCGCUAAUGCACCUACAAGCUGGUCUGCCAACCGCCAUUAACACCCGAAGAACAAGAAGAAGGAAGAACCAGCAGAAGAAGAAGACUGCGUUACCAAGGAGACGUGAGCUGUGGCGCUACUGACUGCUAGCCGUUGAACUACCGUUGGCCGUUGAACUACCGUUGGCCGUUGAACUCGGAGGAAGAGUAGAGAGGACUUUCGGCGCCGCAUGUUUUUUUUUUUUUUGUGUGUGUAAGGAGACAUUUGUGACAUGGCAGAACUGCACAUUAUAGGCCAGAUCGUCGGCGGAACUGGUUUCCCGCAAAACAGCCUGUUUUGCAAAUGGGGAGUUCAUGCGGGAGGAGCAUGGCGUCUCCUGGCCGGGCUGAAGGAGGGUCAGACCCAGGUGGAUAUCCCCCAAACAGGAGACAUGGCGUACUGGAGCCACCCGAUUGAUCUCCACUACGCCACCAAGGGAGUGCAAGGCUGGCCGAAGCUUCACCUCCAGGUGUGGCACCAGGACUCCUUCGGCCGCUGCCAGUUGUACGGUUACGGAUACUGCCAUAUCCCCUCCAGCCCCGGACAUCACCGGAUAAGCUGUGUGACCUGGAGGCCGAUCGGGUCCUGGCAGGAGCAGCUGGCGCAAAUGUUUGUCGGCGGAGGUCCUCAGCUCCGCAGCCCGGAGCUUGUGUACAGCGGGGCGGACAGAUACAGACUGCACACCGAAGCCAUGGGGACUGUGGAGCUGGAGCUUGGCAUCAUUAUGAGACACUUUGACAAAUAUGGCGUGGAGAGUUAACGGAGUGAAACUGAAAGGACUUUAUGAAUUUAUAUAUUGUGCAGACUUGUUUUUAGUACAGUUUUGUACUUUUUUGUUCUAAAUUGUGUUUUUUUUAUACAUUAAUAUUAGGUGAUAAUAUUAAAUAAUAAAGAAACUUGUCUUAACGAA